GUUAAACAAGGGUAGAGAAUAGAGAAAUAUACCAUGUCUGACGAUAAAUCUCAAGUGAAAAUCAAGUUUUUCACCAAGGAAGAAGAUGAGUCAUUGCAAGUGUCGGAUACCCCAUUAUUUGUUCCAAUAUCAUUGAAAAGAUAUGGUUUGUCUGAAAUUGUUAAUCAUUUAUUAGGGAAAAAUGGUGAAAGCGAUGAAGCCAAGCCAAUACCCUUUGAUUUUUUGAUUGACGGGGUUUUGUUAAGAACUUCAAUCGAUGAUUAUUUAAUCAAAAAUGGUUUAUCAAGUGAAGCCUUUUUAAAUUUAGAAUACACUCGUGCAGUUUUACCACCUUCAUUUUUAGCAUCCUUCAAUAAUGAUGAUUGGAUUUCUUCAAUUAGUAGUAUUAAUCCAUAUUCAGCAGCAGUCACAACAUCAAAUAUGUCUAUAACAUCCCCUAAAAUACUUUCUGGUUCAUAUGAUGGGAUUGUAAGAACAUAUAAUAUGUCAGGAAAUGUUGAAAGACAAUUUGUUGGACAUUCUGGAUCGAUCAGAGCCGUUGAUUGGGUAUCACCAACUAGAGUUGUAUCUGCUGGUAAUGAUAGACAAGUUAGAUUAUGGAAAACACCAAAUGAUGAUAAUAUAACUGGUGAAGAUAAUGAAUCUGAUUCUGAAGAUGAAGAUGAACCAAAAGAAGGUAGAACAUUAGCAAUUUUGGAAGGACAUAAAGCACCCGUUGUUUCAUUAGCAGUUAAUCAAGCUACGCGUCGUAUUUUAUCAGCAGGUUAUGAUAAUUGUGUUGGAGUUUGGUCAACCACUUAUAAAGAUAUGACUCCAAUUGAACCAUUUCAAUAUGAUUCUAAUGUUAUUUCAUCAUCAUCAAAGAAAAGAAGAAAAAUGGCAGUUAAAGAUUCUAGUAUUAGACGUAGAUCACCAUUGGCAAUAUUAGAAGGACAUUCUCAACCAGUUGAACAAGCUAUAUUUGAUAUUAGAGAUGAUAGUGUUGGAUAUUCCGUAUCACAAGAUCAUACUAUUAAAACAUGGGAUUUAGUUACAUCAAGAUGUGUUGAUACUAGAACCACCGGAUAUUCUUUAUUGUGUGUAUUGCAAUUACCCCAAGUUAAUUUAUUAGCAUCAGGAUCAUCAGCACGUCAUAUAAAUUUACAUGAUCCAAGAAUUGAGGCCGGGAAAACUGAACAAACAUCAUCAAAAUUAGUUGGACAUACUAAUUUUGUUGUUGGAUUAAGUGCAUGUCCCGAUAAUCAUAAUAUGUUUGCAUCUGCAUCUCAUGACGGAACUGUUAAAGUAUGGGAUAUUAGAGCAGAAAAUUCAUUAUAUACCAUAACAAGAGAAAAUGCUACUAAAGGUCAAGAUAAGGUAUUUGAUGUUGAAUGGGAUGCAAAAAUUGGUAUCAUAAGUGGAGGUCAAGAUAAGAAAAUCCAAAUUAAUAAAGGUACUGAUAUUGCUAAAUAG
Molecule: messenger RNA, 1452 nt
Organism: Hyphopichia burtonii NRRL Y-1933
Lineage: Eukaryota; Fungi; Ascomycota; Pichiomycetes; Serinales; Debaryomycetaceae
Gene: YTM1
Product: Ytm1p
Exons: 1
Coding region: 34-1452 (472 amino acids)
Biological process (GO): ribosome biogenesis
Cellular component (GO): preribosome, large subunit precursor
Molecular function (GO): protein binding
Source: RefSeq, a predicted model, not a curated record